Messenger RNA from Planococcus citri (citrus mealybug), 3776 nucleotides. RefSeq lists its product as uncharacterized. NCBI's taxonomy places the organism in Eukaryota, Metazoa, Arthropoda, Insecta, Hemiptera, Pseudococcidae. The record is from RefSeq and is a predicted model, not a curated record. The coding region runs from base 24 to 3413 and encodes 1129 amino acids. Gene Ontology annotation, molecular function: nucleic acid binding; zinc ion binding. The transcript has 2 exons.
CAGGUGCGAAGCGGAGAGCAGCGAUGGACCAAGCGAUGAGUAAAUUGCUUGCACUGAGAGCCGAAGAUGAGAUGGUUGAGAAAGCGUUGAAGAAGAAACGCAAACGUUCGAAGAGAGAGACAGAGACUGAGAAACCGAUCUUAGUGAGAAGAGUGCCGGAUGCUGUGCCAGCUACCGAGAACACCAUUCAAACUGAGACAGUACCGCGACCCGCGCCUGAACAGCAACGUCAAGUUGAACGACCCCGCGCCCCGACGCCAAAACCAACGAUGUCCGACGCUUCGGAAAAUGAACGCAGUUCUUCGGACUCCGAAUCGGACUCGGAAGAGUCGGAUGAUGAUUCGUCUGAUUCCAGCUCCGAAGAGGAAGAAGAGGAGAACGGAGAUGAUUCUGGAACUGGAGGAGGUGCUACGUCGAACAGUACCCAAAACCCUCCGCCUCCUCCUCCACCAUCUGGAAAUAGUACGAGUACACAGAGUGAGCCAGCGACUGAGACGAAACCGAAGAAAUCGUCUAAGAAGUCGAAAGAGAAGAAAACGCGUUCCAGUAGGAAAAACCAUCUGACAGAGAAUAUGAUGCGAAGCAAUCAUGAAACGCGUAAGGUACUGACGAAGGAGGUGAGAAUCGAGACGUGGCAUCAGAUGCUACAGUUGGAUGCUGAGAUCUACAAUAUUAACCUCACGAAGCGGACCAAGAGGAAAGCUGAGGAGAAGCAGCUUCGUAAUCUCGUCCUACACAGACUAGACGAAUAUUAUUUUGCGAGAGUAGGGCAUAUUACGCCUGUACAGAAGAUGAUCGACGCCAUUUUCGACUUACGGAGAGUAGAGAGGAACGUGAGUAGGGGUACGAUCAAGUCCGAGUUCAACAAGUUAAUGCUAGGUAGAGGGGAAACUCUCGACGCUUUCUUUGGGCGUAUGGACGAACUUACCUACGACUUUAAGAUGCAAACGAAAGGGGAAGAGAUUCCCGAGCCAGAGAUCUUUGAUAGGAUAGUAGAGGCGACAGAGUCUAUCUAUACAGAGCUUAGGGUUAUUCUUAAGUCUAAGGGCGAAUAUCCUCAUACGAGUCUCGCUGACCUUAAGUUGUUGUUGUUACAGCUGGAGUCUGAACGGAGAGGUGGGCCGCAGCAGGCCAACUAUGCUAGUCACCGACCAGUUACCCGACGGAGCGACGGAAAGCCCCAACCGAGACCGCCUUACAACGCAGAUACCCUACCGAGACCGCCCGAUCACAAUUGUUACAACUGCUCCAACCCGGAUCACUACGAUUACGAAUGUCCGAAGUGGGAAGAUGGACCGAGGUGCUUCAGAUGUUCGGAGUGGGGUCAUUUUGGAACGACGUGCUACAAUCCCCGCGUAUUCUACAAACACGAAUUCGCAAAGUACCGAGAUAGUUCCCGAGACAACCGGAUCAGAGAUACAAUUAACGGAGCAGCCCAAUUAAUUAGGGGUGAACGGCAACCGGAGGAUUUUAUGGGUAUACCGAGAUUCGACCGAGACGCGAGAAACGAUAUCGAAGAAAAUCGUCGAAGACAUCAAUCGUCGAGCCGUUACCGGUCACCAAACCGCGACGAACAACAUCGCAGCCGCUCAUCCCCGCCGAGGGAAACCGAUAAGAGUAGCCGGAGCGCAACAGACAGAGAUGCAACCCAAACCGAGAAUCGCCGACAGAGCUCAUCAACGCAUUCGUCAGCCAGCGGUCCAUCACCGCCACCCGGACGCGGUCGCUCUAUGGCGAGACCGGAGGGAGCGCGACGCCUACGUAAUUUUCCUGCGAUGCUUGUAGAUCCGCACAUUGAAGAGGAAUCGCCGUACACGUCUUUCCUACUGAUGGAGCUACCGGACAUCGACGUUAACUCGCUCAAUGGAACCCAAGCUGGAUUGAUCUACAACCACAUCGCUAAGUGGGAACAGAUGUUGGCUUGGUUUAGAACGCGAGUGGAACUGAGAAUUCACGCGAUUAACGUCGAGGCGAGAAAACCAACAGAGAUCGAGCCUGUAUUCGAUAUAGGCGGCGUCGAGUAUUCGUCGUUUUUGGACACCGUCGGACCAGCCAUUAUUGGCCAACCGAUGGUUCAACCGCCGCCUGGUUUUCCGCCGAUUCCACCAGUCCCGAAGCCGGUCUACCUGGAACAUACGAAAGAACAGACGAUGCUGCCGUUUACCAACACACCGCAGCCAGGAACCAGCGCUUCGACGUCGAAAACAGAGAAACCGGUUGAAAUGAAUCCGAUUGGGUGUAUUAAGGCGCCGGAGAAUAAAACAGAGAAAGGAUCAAGCCCAAAUAAACCGCAAACGAAAGCCGCGAAGAAAGAAGGCACUUCAACGGACGAAAUUUUCAAAAAGUUUCGUGAACAGAAUCCGAACGCCGGUAAAUCACCUUUGAAUCUUGGAAAGGUGUAUAAUCCACGCAGGGACGCGAGGACACCGAAGAAAACGGAUACGAACAGAGAAGGCCCGGAACAUCGUAAACCGACGAAGCCGACUAAACUCGAUCGUACAAUUGCGGCGCCGAAACCCCCAACCCCGCCACCGAUGCCGGAAAAACCGUUGUGGGAAGUUAAAUCGACGAAAGCGGUUACCGAAGCCGAAAUGGAUACAACGGCUCAAUCCGAAGCGAAAACCGACAACGAGUGGAACAAGCCAGGCCCGAGUUCAGCACAGAGUAAUGCAACAGAGAAGCCGCAUUUAAAUUCGUUAGGCCAAGAUAUGAAUGCGCCGCGGCCACGCACGCCCGAAAUCAUCCGGCAAAACCUACUAAUUCGGCCAGACAUUCCGUGCGAAGAAGAAUGGGAAAUUGGCGACGGAGAAGUGAUUGAUCGACGGAGAGCGAAUUAUCGUUCCGUUAAUUUCAUGUACGUGAAGCAGAUCAUGGAAUUGAACUUCACGAAGGUCAACGAGAGGCUCACCGAGAUCGAAACGCGCCUUCACCGAGAGCAGGUUCCUGAUGAAGCAGACGAGGGAAGGCCGAUGCCGGAUGCCGAGAGAGCCCUGUUAACCAGGCAACAGGAGGAGUUAAACGACGCAGCGAUGGCGAUCACGCGCGUAUUGGAAGAUCCUGGUUCAAUUGAAGACGCGAUUGAAGGUCUGCAUCAAUUAAUCGAGAUGUCGCGUAUUUACCACUUUGCGCUGGAUGAACACCCGCAACGCGUAUUAAUGAUGCUGCGAACAGAGAACCUAACUAUUGAUGAACGUAGACGUCAGAGAAAUCGCGAACGGAGACACCGCAAUCGAGCGCAUCGCCGAAACGCCGAUAACGUAGACGACGGUAUUGACGUCGAUUAUUUUUCCGAUUCUGAAGAUCGUGGUCCAGGCGAUGCUGCGCCGAAUUUUCAAUUACUAGGCGAACGUUUACUUGAUGAAGCCUAUCAACGGAGAAAUCAACACGAUAACGACGAUCAACCAAUGGGAUAAACAGAGAGAAAAACAGAGAAAAAUUUUUUUAUUUUGUAAUUUGUCGUUGAAUUGUUCCGAAUAUUCAUGUGUUGAAUCUGUGUUCCUGUUUAUUUGAAUUUUGUGAUUUAUUUGUUCCUGUUAAUUAUAAGCUGUAAAUAUGUUUUUGCGAAAGAUGAGUCGCGCAGGGAGGGAGUGUUAGCCGCCAGGCUGCGCUCCUCAACACAGAGAUACUUCGCCCGUGUAACGCGGCCCUGCCGCGCUACGAGCUACGUACGCUCGUGUAACUCUUCGCACUUGCUGUUUAGUUAUACUACGUGUUAGAUGUGUUCUCCGUAUUAUUCCGAGUAUUGUUUUGUUUGAUGAAGUAUUGUUUUGUUUGAU